AUUGAAGAUUGGAGUCUUGAUACUGUAGUAGAGAAGUUUCAUUUUCAGUCAGAGAACUUCUGUGUUUGGUUAAGGUUUCGUUUACUUAACCAACCUUAUCUGUUUGAAGUCGGUAGCUAUAGUGCGUUUCAAGUAGUGUGGCAUCCUCAUCUCUUGUCAAAGUUGGUUUAAUACUUAAUUAUCCAGCGGCAAUCAAUUGUUUACGUUAUUAUUUGUAAAAUCGCACUCUUGUCAAUAAAUCAUAAAGCCUGUGUGUUUUACUUUUCACAAAAGAAAGUCCAAAAUUAAACAAGAAAAGAUUGUGUGUGUAACAUCGCAUUUUGAGAGUUGAAAAGUGAUUUUAAAAGUGUCAUAAAAGAAUUCAUUGUUUACCGACAAUUUAAAUAGGAGAAAUCUACCACAAAAAAGAAAUAAGAAGAAAAAAAAGAGGCCCAGCGGAAGGUGUAAUUGGUGACAUGUCUCAACACAAAAAGACACCUGAUCUACAAGAUGAUCAAAGAUUUGCCUUGAUGAAGUUUCGUCGAAGUGUUGCUGAUGUUAUUCAACCUGAACAUGAUGAUUACUACCUUCUUCGAUGGCUUCGAGCCAGAAAAUGGAAUGCUGAAGCAGCGGAGAAAAUGUUGCGAACUAGUCUUAAAACCCGUGCCAUGUGGAAUGUAGAUAACAUCGACAAAUGGGAUUGUCCUAAAGUACUAAUUGAAUAUACACCAUCUGGACUUGUUGGAUUUGAUAAAGAAGGAUCACCAAUCAUUGUUUGUUCUUUCGCUGGCAUGGAUAUGUGGGGAAUGCUUCAUUGUGUUACAAAAUUUGAAUUUCAAAAAUACACAGUCCUGCUUUUGGAUCGAUACAUGAGAGCUGGAUAUGAAAGUAGCAAAACAUUCGGCCCACAAGCUCGACAAUUAGUUGUCUUCUUCGAUAUGUCUAAUUUCAAUCUCAAACAGUAUGCUUGGCGACCUGCUGCAGAACUUAUAAUUACCAUGAUGAAACAGUACGAAGCUAAUUAUCCAGAACUUCUCAAAAUGUGUUAUAUUGUAAAUGCUCCUAAACUAUUUUCGGUUGCUUUUAAUUUUGUGAAGAAAUUUUUGGAUGAAUACACAAUGAGCAAGAUUAAUAUUUAUAAAAGUGGAUCAGAUAAAUGGAAGUCACAAAUGUUCUCUCAUGUCGAUCCAGAUGUAUUCCCAAAGAGAUUCGGAGGCAAUUUGGUGGAUAAGAAUGGUGAUCCUGAUUGCAAGUCUCUAAUUUGCUAUGGUGGUAAAAUUCCCAAAGAACUGUACACCCAACAGAGUGAUGAUAACGACAAUGGCAAGACUUUCAUCGAAACCACUGUCAACAAGGGCAAAAAGCUGAAACUUGAAUUUGAUGUGGCCGAAGAUUCCAGAGAUCGCUUACUGACAUGGGAAUUCCGAACAACUGAUUAUGACAUCAAAUUUGGCAUUUACAGUAUUGAUAAUAAGACUGGUGAAAAAACAGAUGAAAUCUCCUUAGCCACAGUGUACUCCAAUGAAAUGGACGAAAUAGGCUUUAUCAACUGUCGACCAAAUUCCAAAUACGUUGCAGUAUUUGAUAACUCACAUAGUUAUUUGCGAAAUAAAAAACUACGUUAUUGUGUCGAACUUGUGACAGAUAUUGAUGAUGAAGUUGAAGAGCUAACAGAGGAUUUCCAAGCAACAGCAUUAGUUGAAAAGAGUUAAAUUAUUAUCGUUUUUUUUUUUCUAUUAAAAAAAAAGAAAUUCCUAGUAAAAUCUUUUAAUUUUUUUGUAUAUUGUUAUAAUGUAUUUACGUCUAUACUCAUUAAGCAAGGGUGGUGUAUGUUAUGUAUAAUACUUAUUAUGAUAUUGUAAAAAAGAUAAAGGGAUUUAUUGUA
This is a messenger RNA of Episyrphus balteatus (marmalade hoverfly), 1864 nucleotides long. Its product is annotated as SEC14-like protein 2. NCBI's taxonomy places the organism in Eukaryota, Metazoa, Arthropoda, Insecta, Diptera, Syrphidae. Gene Ontology annotation, cellular component: cytoplasm. The transcript has 8 exons. Bases 456 to 1691 code for a protein of 411 amino acids. The record is from RefSeq and is a predicted model, not a curated record.